This is a messenger RNA of Cherax quadricarinatus, 589 nucleotides long. The record is from RefSeq and is a predicted model, not a curated record. Lineage: Eukaryota; Metazoa; Arthropoda; Malacostraca; Decapoda; Parastacidae.
CAAGCACAAGUUAGUGUGUAUCGUGACAGCGUUGUGAGAAGGUGGUAGUAUCUUGGUGUAAUAUUUGGUGCCGCACUAGUGAAGAUAUACUUUAGGUGAUCAAAAAUGGCUACCAGUUCCACAGAUGCGUUCAACACUCAGCUGGGUAACAGCAUCCCACUGUUCACUAAUUACUCCAUGGUGUCAGUCACUACAGGAGCUAACUUUUGGCCGACAGAAGCCACGUCAGAUUCCACGUCUCCAGUCUCUGAGAAUAACUGGGAUGUGGACGAAGAAGAGGCCAUUAAGAGGAGGAUCUAUGAACUCAAGAGGCAGUUCCACAACGGCAGAUACCUCAUCGUCCGCCACCUUCCCCGCGACGCUACAGAAGAGGUACAGUACAAAGGAAUUUUCUUUGCAGUGUCACUCAGCGCUUCAAACGUUCCCUCCCACCUUGUCCCACCAAGAUCGAUGCCUCACCGCUAUAAUUAUAUUUUAAAAUAGUAUGUGGCGUAGUGUUAUAACUGAAUCCAGAUGGAUAAUGCAGGGACGUCCAGGAACAUUGUAUACGCAAUUAAAACUUUAUAAAUGGGCAGAUGUACAAUGUUUU